Messenger RNA from Lotus japonicus, 411 nucleotides. RefSeq lists its product as uncharacterized. The coding region runs from base 1 to 411 and encodes 136 amino acids. The record is from RefSeq and is a predicted model, not a curated record. The transcript has a single exon. Lineage: Eukaryota; Viridiplantae; Streptophyta; Magnoliopsida; Fabales; Fabaceae.
AUGGUUGAAUUGGAUAAGAGUAGUGAGACAAGGGUUGAAGAUGUGGCUUGGCUUUGCUCUCUUUCAGAGUCAGAGAUUGAUAUGCUCAUUAGCUUGAAACUGUUGAUCAUCCGGCGUGCAAAAAUGAUAGGCUGUAAGGAAUUGGCAAAUAAGUUUGACCUUAAGAUGCUUCGAGUCAUUGCAUUUGUUUUGAUGGAACAUCUCAAAGAAGUGGUAAAAGAUUCGUCCCUUAUUCCAGAUGUGGUGAAAUCUACCGCGUUUUUAGAGGCUUGCAACUUAUUGAAAUGUAAUAAUGAGGUUGUUUCAAGUAUUGACGAGCUAAGUACAAAUGUUGGUGCUGAUAUACACACAUUUCUGAGAAGGUCACCAACUUCCAAAAGAAAGAAGCAGAAAGUUGGUAGCAGCGAAUAA